Molecule: messenger RNA, 1002 nt
Organism: Prunus armeniaca (apricot)
Lineage: Eukaryota; Viridiplantae; Streptophyta; Magnoliopsida; Rosales; Rosaceae
Source: the annotation of a GenBank genome assembly
AUGAGAGCAACCGCUCUCGUCCUCUCUCCACCACCACUCUCCACACGCACCCCUCUCCUCCUCCUCCACUCUCCGCACCCCCUCCUCCCCUUCCGCUCCCUCAAGCCCAAACCCCUCCCCAAACACCCCCUAAUCCUAUUCCCGUCCCCAAACACCCCAUCCUUCCUCGUCCGCGCCGACGACGGCGACGGUGACAGCGCAGGCCCCGAUGACUAUGACAUGGACGAUGAAGAGCUCGAGGAAGUCGACAACAAGAAGGACUUCGACAUCGAGUACGACACCCUCGCUGCCGCCGCAGCCGCAGUUGCUGCCGCCAACGGCGAAGAGGACAUCGCCAUGGUGCAGAGCAAGAGCUUUGUGUUUACGCAAGGCUGGGACUCGGAGAUGGUCGUCGAUUAUCGGAUUAACGAAGACGAGUUUCACAAGAUUAGCUUGCUCGAUUGCGAUUUCUUCAUAAGGAAGCCCCCCGAUCCCGAUAACGACGUCUAUGAUUUCAGAGAGAUGUAUGUUACUCCUCCGGACACAGAUGUUUAUGCAAUUCCCAGGGUUUUAGCUCCAAUGCCUCAGAAGUACAUUCGCUGUGCCAAGAGUGAUUUUAGCAGCUACAAUGUGACAGAGCCACCAAUUGAUGCUCCUAGAGAUCCAUUGUAUAAGUCUGAGCGGGACGUUUUAAAGGUUUACUUGACAAAGCAUUACAGGAAUCGGAGGUUGGGCGACCCUGAUUUUGUUCUGGAUUUUGAGGAGAUUUAUGUGAUUGAUUCCAAAACAAAAUCUAUUAGCAGAGCAAAAGUUCUGGUCAGUGUUCCAGGGGGAAGAAGCAGAGAUAGAAGGCAUGACCUGCUUGUAAUACGUGAUAAUGGCAACUCCUUCAGAAUAAUUCAUGGGAGUGAAAAGGAUGAUCCCACCACAGUGAUAGAGAGGGAAGAGUGGAAUAAGACCAGACAGGACAUGGAGAGGCAUCUUAGCAAGCUACGGGACUUCAGCGUUUCAAAUUGGUUCUAG